AUGGCUGCCAACUACUGGGCGUCGACCCAACGUCGACACUGGCUAUUCACCCGAGAGAAGUUGGCAGAAGUGCGCGACAAACAACGAGAAAAAGACAUGGUUGCGCAUACGCAGUUCCCUUUGCCGGAUCAAAGGAUGCUUAACAUUUAUUUCAGUCAACAACUUACGAAGCUUGGGAAGAAGACGUCAACCAGGCAGCAAGCCCUAGCCACGGCCCAAAUCUACAUCAAACGAUUCUACACGAAGAAUGAAAUACGACAUACGAACCCUUAUCUUGUGCUCGCUACUGCGUUUUACCUCGCCUGUAAAAUGGAGGAGUGCCCCCAACACAUUCGACUCGUAGUGGGCGAGGCUCGAAGUCUCUGGCCAGAUUUCAUCGCCCCAGAUGUCUCCAAAGUAGGAGAAUGCGAAUUCUUCUUGAUAUCCGAAAUGAGCUCACAGAUGAUCGUGCAUCAUCCAUACCGAACCCUUACCGAGCUCCAACGAGAACUAGCUCUCACCUCAGACGAAGUCGCCCUCGCAUGGUCAGUAAUCAAUGACCACUAUCUCACUGACCUCCCAUUACUCCACGCGCCCCAUGUCAUCGCAGUCAUGGCUAUCAUCGUUGCCGUCGUGUUCAAACCCAGUCAAGCCGGUUUUCACGGCUCUGCAGCACCAGCUUUAGCCGGAGCUAUGAGGGAUGGUGGUGUUAAUAUGCUCACGGCACUGAAUGAUAAAAAUGGCGGUGGUCCUCCGCCCCGAGUUCAGAAGCUUAUCGGUUGGCUUGCUGAGAGCGAAGUUGAUAUUCAUGCUGUUGUUGAGUGUACGCAGGAGCUAGUAUCUCUUUAUGAGGUUUGGGAGCAAUAUAGCGAGAAGAACUGCAAGGAACUUCUUUCAAGGAUGGUCAGGACGCAGCGCCUGGAUAAGUGA
Molecule: messenger RNA, 909 nt
Organism: Aspergillus ruber CBS 135680
Lineage: Eukaryota; Fungi; Ascomycota; Eurotiomycetes; Eurotiales; Aspergillaceae
Gene: ssn8
Product: cyclin-dependent protein serine/threonine kinase regulator SSN8
Exons: 3
Coding region: 1-909 (302 amino acids)
Biological process (GO): positive regulation of transcription by RNA polymerase II
Cellular component (GO): mediator complex; nucleus
Molecular function (GO): cyclin-dependent protein serine/threonine kinase regulator activity
Source: RefSeq, a predicted model, not a curated record